GUCUGGUUUCGUCUGCUAAAAAACGCAUUCGUCUCUCGUCGUACUCCUUACCAUAUUUAUAGGAUUUUCUGAAAAUGACGGAUUUUUUUUUAUCUCCUUUUGCCAAUGAAAGGCUUAUUGAAAGUUAUCGGGACCAGCAGAAAUGUCUGGCUUAUCUAGUUGGAUAUGAGGUUUCGAAAGGCGAAACCCAUAUCCUUGGAAGUAUCAAAGUAUUCGAAUAUUAUUUAAAUAAUCUGUUUGCUACAUGGCGAAAAAACGAGGAAGUUCUUCCGGCAAAUUUGAAAUUCUGCGGAGUUUGUGUUACUCAGAAUCAAUCAGAGGAUGUCGAUGAGUUUAUAGAGAAAAUUAACAAGUUAGCAAUACCUCCAGAUUUCCAGUCACAAGAACAAAUAAACAAAAUGGUUGUUUUACUGCAUAAUGAAAAUUCUAAAGCUUCAGAACUUCCAAAGUCAUUCUUGUACAAUUAUCAAACGAAAAACUAUUCAGAAAUUCCAUUAGAAUUUUCCAAAUCAAAUAUAUUGGACGAUUGCAUUCGAUUUUCAAUUAAACAGACAAUUAAUGUAGCUUACGACUCAAAAAACUUAAAAGAAACUUUUGCUUCCCAAAUUGAUAAUUUAAUGAAACGAAUGGAUAAUCCAAAAAUUGUUUAUGAUAUACUACAAAGCGAUAUAAUGUUACGAAACAAUGGUAAAACUAUAUCUGUUGAAGCUGAAAAUUCUGCAAUAACUAUAUUGGAUAAAAUUCAAGAAGAAUCUGAUGGAUUUGAAAUAGUUGACAAAAAGAAAAAGAAUAAAAGUCGUAUAAUUAAAAAGGUACCCUACGCUGUGGAAAUUUUGGAAUCAAAUAUCUCACAAGAUGUUUCAGUUGCUGUUAUAUCUCCAAUAAAAAAAUCUGUCGACACUUAUACAUUAGAUUUAAAUGUUAUAUGCUUUGUUCAUCGUGAUGAAAAAUUGAAAAAUAUUUGUGAAAUAUUCAGGAAUGGUUUAAAACGCCAAAUUUCAUCUUUUUAUAGAAGAGCUAUUGAUUCUAUUAAUAACAACGAGAAAUUAGUGAAAUAUGAAGUUGUUCAUUUCUGGCCUGAUCAACUUAUUUAUCCAAUUUUUUCGCUUUAUCCAGAGAAUUCUAACGAUGAAGAAUUAAAAAAGUAUCGCGAGAGUUUACACGACAUUUUUCUACUUCCGAAAACUAUGCCUUUGUUCAGAUGGAAAAACAAAUUUGACUUUAAGCAUUCUACUAAAGAUGUUAAAGGGUUUUUAAUCUGUCCUCACAAACUUAUUAAAAAGACUAUAGAUCCAAGUCACAAUGUUUCACUUGUUAAAGGCCGAUACACUUAUCAUCAUUAUAUGCAAGAUAAUUUUAAUGAUAGUGGUUGGGGUUGUGCUUAUCGAUCCUUGCAGACUUUAAUUUCUUGGUUUAAGCUACAAUCUUACACUGAAAAAGAUAUUCCAAGUAUAACUGAUAUUCAAAAGACGCUUGUAAAAAUUGGAGAUAAGCCUGAGAACUUUGUGAAUUCUAGACAGUGGAUUGGUUCUUUUGAGGUUUCUUUUGUUAUAGAAGAUUUGUUAGGUGUGUCUUCCAAGUUUAUAUCAAGCGUUUAUGGUUCUGAAAUAGCAUCUCGGGCAAGAGAAUUAGCCAGCCACUUUAAUAAAAUAGGGUCUCCGGUCAUGAUUGGAGGAAAUAAUCUUGCUCAUACAAUCUUGGGAAUAGACUUCAACGAGCAAACAGGACAAGUUAAAUUUCUAAUAUUAGAUCCCCACUUUACUGGAGGUGAAGAUAUUGAUAUCAUUCUAAAUAAAGGAUGGUGUGGCUGGAAGGAAGAAUCAUUCUGGAAUCAGAAUGUUACAUAUAACAUGUGUCUACCUCAGGCACCUAGUACUGUUUAA
Messenger RNA from Dimorphilus gyrociliatus, 1883 nucleotides. The record is from the annotation of a GenBank genome assembly. Lineage: Eukaryota; Metazoa; Annelida; Polychaeta; Dinophilidae.